Molecule: messenger RNA, 999 nt
Organism: Solanum verrucosum
Lineage: Eukaryota; Viridiplantae; Streptophyta; Magnoliopsida; Solanales; Solanaceae
Product: E3 ubiquitin-protein ligase RZF1-like
Exons: 2
Coding region: 1-999 (332 amino acids)
Molecular function (GO): ubiquitin protein ligase activity
Source: RefSeq, a predicted model, not a curated record
AUGUCUUCAACAGAAAACCCUAACAAUGGUAACAGAAACUUCCAUCGUUACUGGUGUUAUCAAUGCCAUCUCAUCGUUAGGGUAUCACCGGAAAACCCCUCGGAGAUCAUCUGUCCUCGUUGUUUCGGUCACUUCCUCUACGAAAUCGAUGAAGCAAACCCUGGACAAAUCUUAGACUUCACUGCAUUUGAUCCUUCUCCAGAAGCUAGAAUUCUCGAAGCUCUAACUCUCAUGCUCGACCCUAAUUUAUUCAACACCUCUCAAGGCAAUGUAGUCCCUAUUUUCCGUCGUUCAGACGGAACUGAAACUCUCGUACCACCACCUACACGUGGACGGCAUGAGAGGACUCGAAACUUCUGGUUAAGGCCGAGAAGGAGAUACUCAUUUCUAAACAACGACACAGAUGAAUUUACACCAGAGAGCGGAAUCCUAGCACGUCCACGCUCAUGGAUUGUCAUCCGACCAUCCGGUGGACCUGACCGCAGAGAAAGAGAGCGGUUAGGUCCACACGAAGUAAAUAAUAGUAGAGAUUAUUUCACAGGUCCGGGUCUUGAAAACCUAAUAGAAGAGUUAACACAAAAUGAUCGGCCGGGUGCUGCACCAGCACCCGAGCCAAUCAUUAAUUCGAUUCCGAAGGUGGUGAUUGUGGCAGAACAUUUAAAAGAUGAUUCAGAAUGUCCGGUUUGUAAGGAAAAAUUUAAAAUAGGUGGUGAAGCAAGAGAGUUACCAUGUAAACAUAUAUAUCAUUCGGAUUGUAUUGUCCCUUGGUUAAGGCUACAUAAUUCUUGUCCGGUUUGUCGGAAUCCGUUACCGGUUUCUUCUGAAGCUCAGAUGGAUAGUUCUGAUGAUUGUCUUGAAGUAGAAGAAAGGAUGAACAGACAGCGGCGUUGCUUCAGACUUAGACAAAUGGCAGCUUCUCUUUGGCCAUUUCGUUCGAGGUAUCGUCCUAUGCGUAACCAUGAUGAACCAUCGGUGUCGUCGUCAUGUAAUAUUCUUUAG